Molecule: messenger RNA, 2061 nt
Organism: Phragmites australis (common reed)
Lineage: Eukaryota; Viridiplantae; Streptophyta; Magnoliopsida; Poales; Poaceae
Product: FCS-Like Zinc finger 10-like
Exons: 2
Coding region: 616-1689 (357 amino acids)
Source: RefSeq, a predicted model, not a curated record
GGCAGCCCACAACCCGUCACCUCUCUGCUCUCUGGCCCCUGGUCUGCUCUGCCCUCCUAUGAUUUUGAUGCGCUGCACGCCAAAGCGACGAGACAGAGAGAGAACGAGGAGACAGAAAUGCUGCUGCUGCUCUAGAGGCAUUGUGACUGAGCAGUGACUGCAGUGUCGCAGUGGCAUUUUACUGCGCCUGUGCGCUCACAGGCUCCAUAUCCAUUCCUCCUCUCUCCUCGCACCACUGGAGUAUUGUGGAGAGGGAGAGACCAGGAUAUAGAGAGAGAGAGCGAGGAGGGAAGAGAACAAGAACGGAGCUGCUGAUCAGGUGGGAUUGGACGGGACGGGACGCGUGCGUGCAUGGGUGUUUAAUGGUUUUGACUGUUUUCUUGCUCGCAAGUUGAUGAGAGAUUUCUCCUCAUCCGACCUUAUCUCCCCGUCGCCGUUCGCCUUUGCUCGGGCGCCUUGUCCUCUUGCGCACCGCGUUGUUCUUGGGGUGGAGUUUCCGGUGGUUCUUGGACCGAUUUGGCGUUUCGUGCUGAUAUUUUGCUCGCAUUUCGGUGCCUCCGUCUUGGGCCGGUUCGUUGCGCUGAUCUUGGUUGCGAUCCAGGGGUUGAGGCGAGGAUGCUGCUGAGGAGGGUGGCGGCGGCAGACGACGGCUCCGGGGUGGGUGCGGGUGCGGGGAGGCCGCGGCUCUUCGCCGUGCCUAGGCUGCUGGUGGGGCUCAGGGCAGCCAAGUUCGGUGCCCCGGAGUGUGACUCGCCGACGGCGGCGCGCAGCCCGACGUCGCCGCUCGACCUCAGGCCCUUCGCCGUGCCCGGCGGCUCGCUGCUCCGGUCGCCGCGCUCGCCCAGGAGCUGGGAUUCGCACCGCGUCGGGCUCGGCGGCCUCGUUGACAAUCUCGCCGAGCCCGCCGCCGACGCCAAGAACCGCCUGCUCGGGCCCCCGAUGCGGCAGCUGUUCAAGCUGCCGAUCCGCCUCACCAAAUCUUACGCCUCCCAGCCGAGAGACUGCGCCCACGCACCCCUGGAGCUCGGAAAUGCGGAGACCGCCGCCGGCGCAGGCGGCAAGCCGGUGCCGUGCAGCAGGUCCUACGGGGAUGUGAAGUCUGGUCCAAAGGUCAUCGUGCCCGGUGGCGUUCACCUCGGCGUGAGCAGCCAUUCGGCAGAUCUUGGCAAGUUCCCAGCGCCCGGGUCGCUGCCGGCGUCGAUCGGCGGGCCACGCCGGUACAUCGGGUCGGUGUCGGCGACGGAGGUGGAGCAGUCGGAGGACUACACCUGCAUCAUUGCUCACGGUCCUAACCCGAAGACCACUCGCAUCUUUGGGGACUGCAUCUUGGAGCCCAUCACUGUGCGUGUGCCUGAUGGUGAGAGCAUGGAAGCCAUGGAAGUGAAGGAAGGAGCUGAGUCCUACUGGCUGGUGAAGUGCUCCGGCGACGCAGGCGAGGAGUUCCUAAGCUCCUCUUGCUUGUCUUGUAACAAGAAGCUGGAUGGCAACGACUCUUGCAUUUAUCGAGGUGAGAAAGCAUCCUGCGGUGGAAACUGCAAGGAUCAAGAAAUCCUUAUUGAAGAGAAAGAGGAGAACAGCACGGCGAUAUCCUCCCUCAGUUCAGUUGGCUCCUCAUCGUCAUUCAACGAUGACAUAUUCAUGGCUGGAAUGGUUUUGUUGACUGGACCAGUUGACGCCCAGUUCCCCUGAUGCUCCGAGUACCGGGGUCGAUGAUCAAUGAUUUCAAUCAUCAUCACCAUUGCAAUUUUUGCCAGCACCACCACCAUCAUUUUGCUGGCUUUGUAAGUUUUGUUCCAGCAGUUGAGAAAUUCGGUGGCAUUGGUCGUCCAUUGAGGAUUGGAAGCUCUAUUUAGCCCUAAGAAUUUUGCCGAGCUCUGAGCUCUCGGCUUUUAGAACGGAGAGCUUGCCUGCCUUUAGCACUGUAAUUUGGUCCUUAGGCAACUGGCACUGCAAGUUCCCAUUUUAUUUUUUAGUUUUUCUCUUCUUUGGUUUCCUCCUAAGCAGCAAUGAUAAUGUUUGCGUGCUGUAAGUUGCAACAACAUUAUGAGAUAAUGGCAUUGA